AUGGGAUUCAUACAAUCAAAGUCUGACUCCUCCCUAUUCACCAAAGGCUGUGAUGAUAAUUUUGUAGCAGUCCUUGUCUACGUUGACGACAUUUUGGUGGCCAGUCCAGAUGUCUCUCUAAUCCAAAAACUCAAAGCAUAUCUUGACGCUGCCUUCAAGAUCAAGGACCUUGGUGAAUUGGGUUAUUUUCUGGGAAUCGAAGCGCAAAGGAAUGAUGCUGGUUUAAACUUAUGCCAGCGCAAAUACGCCCUUGAUAUCUUAGCAGAAACGGGCUUCCUUGAGUGCAAGCCUGCCUCUUCUCCCAUGGUCCCAGGCCUUCAUUUGUGCCAUGGUGAUGGUGAACCGCUCACAGACUCUAGUUCAUACAGAAGACUUGUUGGUCGUUUGUUGUACCUCACGGCUACAAGACCAGACAUUGCAUACGCUACACAACAAUUAAGUCAGUUUGUCGAUGCUCCAACUGACAAGCAUAUGAGAGCUGCACACCGUGUCUUACGGUAUAUCAAACAAGCUCCUGGCCAAGGCAUAUUCUUUCCAAGAACUGAAGCUAUGCAACUUAAUGUUUUUUCAGACUCCGAUUGGGCUACCUGCUCUGAAACCCGUCGCUCAAUUACAGGUUACUGCAUUUUUCUCGGAGAGUCCUUAAUCUCCUGGAAAUCAAAGAAGUAA
Ipomoea nil (Japanese morning glory) is the source of this 669-nucleotide messenger RNA. RefSeq lists its product as uncharacterized. The record is from RefSeq and is a predicted model, not a curated record. NCBI's taxonomy places the organism in Eukaryota, Viridiplantae, Streptophyta, Magnoliopsida, Solanales, Convolvulaceae. The transcript has a single exon. Bases 1 to 669 code for a protein of 222 amino acids.